Closterium sp. Naga37s-1 is the source of this 307-nucleotide messenger RNA. The record is from the annotation of a GenBank genome assembly. NCBI's taxonomy places the organism in Eukaryota, Viridiplantae, Streptophyta, Zygnematophyceae, Desmidiales, Closteriaceae.
GGGGCCAACGGUAGCAACGGCAUCACUGGAUGGCUCAGUGCGCAUAUUUGAUAUCAACUCGCUGCAGCUGCGCUCCACAUGCACGCACCAGGAUGGGGUGGUGCAGAUGGCGUGGGCGCCCGCAGCACCACUGCUCGUGACGGCGACGGCAGACGGAGCAGUGCACGUGUGGGAUGCGCGCACGGGGGCCAUUCAGAAGACCCUGCGAGGCAACCGCAAUGCCGUGGUCUCCCUGGCCCUCACCCCGGACGCGGCCUUUGCGGUGACGGGGUCGGACGACCACACGGCUCGUGUCUUCCAGCUCUAG